Molecule: messenger RNA, 2191 nt
Organism: Microdochium trichocladiopsis
Lineage: Eukaryota; Fungi; Ascomycota; Sordariomycetes; Xylariales; Microdochiaceae
Product: cyclin-like protein
Exons: 4
Coding region: 143-2164 (673 amino acids)
Biological process (GO): mitotic cell cycle phase transition; regulation of cyclin-dependent protein serine/threonine kinase activity
Cellular component (GO): cyclin-dependent protein kinase holoenzyme complex; cytoplasm; nucleus
Molecular function (GO): cyclin-dependent protein serine/threonine kinase regulator activity
Source: RefSeq, a predicted model, not a curated record
GCAACGCCCAGCUCGCCCAGCGCCUCCCUGAUCCGCACAGCAUUCUGUCCCAAGGCGGCAGCAGCUACACCCUCGCUCUCGAGAACUACCGGCUGCGGCCUCCCCGAACUGGGCCUUUCUUUCGCCUUGCAAUUGAGCAGUCAUGGACGCUAAGCCUGCACGGCGCGUUCGCGCUGUCCCAAGCCUGGGUAACGAGAACCUUUCCAUCGUGCCCAAGCAGACCAUCCAUCAUCGCCACAAGUCGACUGGAAAUCUCCUCAACAUGCCUACCACCGGCAGUCUGCGCAUGGCUGCGAAACGCACAGCCCUUGCAGACUUCAGCAACAUCAAUCGGCAAGCUCCGGCGGAGUCGGGUAAAGGCCUGAUCAAGCAAAAGUCCGCAGCCACCUUCACAGUCCUCAAGGGCAAGGAAAACCAGAGUUCGCGCGACUCGAACAAGGACCAGCCUGCCAAGUCAGCUCACCGGCAACCUCAAAAGUACGCCUCGGCGGCCAACCUCAGGCACCACGCCCGUUUCAGUGGUGUCUCUUCCACGAGGACAUCAGACCUGUCGCAAGUCGUGGCGAGGGAACUUCCCUCCGCGGCAGUCAUCGAGGAGAAGCCUGAGGUGCCCAGCAAUGUCGAGUUGGUGCCUCUAGACGAGUAUGUGGCGGCAAGCCAUUAUGAUGAACCAGCCUCUGUGUAUCCGGAACUUGAGCAAGACUUCAGAUUUCCUACAUCAAACGCCGUACCUGCCGUCCAUGAGCAUCCAGACGUCAGCUACAACUCAUACUUCUCCGGUUCGUCGUCAGACACAGCUCCCGAGAGCAACCCACUCGUUGACAACGCCGGUCCCGAAGAUGACCAGGUGGAAGCACUCUACGUCGACGCCGUCGAGGAAUUCCCUGCUGUGCCUGCGACUGAGGCCCACGGGAGUGCAGAAGUUCGUGUACACAUCGCAGACUCGAUUGCCACGACGUUGCACCACGCCAUUGCGGUCGACGAAAAGCCGCACGCCAAGUUUGUCGACGCAGAGCCUCACCCUAUCCUUUCGUAUCCUGACGACGCCGUUGAAGUCUCUGAUUACGACGACGAGGCCUACGGAGACGAUCAGGGCUACAUGACAGCCCACUCCUACCGUUCCCACGGCGAUAAUACCACAACAGCCUUCCCCGUCAUGUUUCCUCCUAAGCUGGGCCGGAGAGGUCAGGCAGAGCUCGAGGCUGCCAAGCAGUACGUCGAUGCUCACAGGACAAAGGAAGAAGAGGACGAAGAAUGCUGGGAUGUCAGCAUGGUUGCCGAGUAUGGUGAUGACAUCUUUGCGUACUGCAGAGAGCUUGAGCUGCAAAUGCUUCCCAAUGCAAACUACAUGGACACCCAGACCGAGAUUCAGUGGUCGAUGCGCUCUGUCUUGAUGGACUGGGUCAUCCAAGUCCAUACUCGGUUCGGCCUUCUUCCAGAGACAUUGUUCUUGACCGUCAAUUAUAUCGACCGCUUCCUGACCGCCAAGAUUGUGUCGCUCGGCAAGCUGCAGCUGGUCGGGGCCACUGCUCUCUUCCUUGCCGCCAAGUAUGAGGAGAUCAACUGCCCUUCUGUGCAGGAGAUUGCCUACAUGGUCGACCAUGGCUACACUGUCGAGGAAAUUCUCAAGGCCGAACGUUUCAUGCUUAGCAUGCUCAACUUCGAGAUGGGCUGGCCUGGACCGAUGAGCUUCCUGCGGCGCAUCAGCAAGGCAGAUGACUACGACCUCGAGUCUCGCACACUAUCCAAGUACCUGCUAGAAGUUGCCAUCAUGGAUGAGCGCUUCGUCGCGAGCCCUGCGAGUUAUCUCGCUGCCGGCGCUCACUGCCUUUCCCGCUUGAUUCUGGGCAAGGGUGAAUGGACGAAAUCCCACGUGUACUACUCGCAGUAUACCUUUGCGCAACUCAAGCCUUUGAUCUCCACAAUCCUUGACUGCUGCCGUAUCGCACGCAAGCAUCACGUCGCCGUCUUCGAGAAGUAUUCAGACAGACGGUACAAACGCGCGGCUACGUUCGUCGAGACUCAGCUGAACAAGGGGUUCACGCUACCGUUCCAGCAAAGCAUUGGAUAUCGGACCUCCCAGGAAUUUCCUGGACUCGAUCUUCUUCAGGAAUCGACGAGUCAUAGCCACUCCCUGAAAAUGUCCAUUCCAGUUCAAGGGUAGAACUCUCGGGCUGUGACCCUUCGCCCU